Molecule: messenger RNA, 1953 nt
Organism: Durio zibethinus
Lineage: Eukaryota; Viridiplantae; Streptophyta; Magnoliopsida; Malvales; Malvaceae
Product: aspartic proteinase-like
Biological process (GO): lipid metabolic process; proteolysis
Cellular component (GO): vacuole
Molecular function (GO): aspartic-type endopeptidase activity
Source: RefSeq, a predicted model, not a curated record
UAGCUUUCGGGUACCUCUCUCUGUUUCUUCCUACUGGCUCUCACACCCUAUAUAUUCUUUCUGUUUCUUUUUUCUCAUCACCAACUUUCCUUUCUCUUGUAUGCUUUUGCCUAAGCGGUCUCAAUAUUUCGGUUAAUAUGGGAACGACUGUCAAUGUGGUUGUGCUGUCAGUGUUCAUCUCGUCCCUGUUGUUUUAUGUGGUAAAUGCAUCCAAUGAUGAAUUGGUUAGAAUUGGGCUUAAAAAGAUAAAAUUGGAUCCAAACAACCGGCUUGCUUCCCAGCUUGAGUCCAAGGAUCGAGAGGCUCUCAGAGCAUCUAUUAUUAAAAAGUAUCGUUUCCGUAAUAAUCUUGGAGACUUUGAGGAGACUGAUAUUGUUGCAUUGAAGAACUACAUGGAUGCUCAGUACUAUGGUGAGAUUGGUGUUGGAACUCCACCACAAAAGUUCACUGUGAUAUUUGACACAGGCAGCUCAAAUCUGUGGGUACCAUCAACUAAGUGCUAUUUCUCGGUUGCGUGUUUCUUCCAUUCCAGGUACAAGGCAAGUGAGUCAAGUACCUAUAAGAAGAAUGGGAAAUCUGCUUCUAUUCAAUAUGGCACUGGAGCUAUUUCUGGUUUCUUUAGUUAUGAUCAUGUUCAAGUUGGUGACUUGGUUGUGAAAGAUCAGGAAUUUAUUGAGGCUACUAAGGAGCCAGGUGUUACAUUUUUGGCGGCCAAAUUUGAUGGGAUAUUAGGACUUGGGUUCAAGGAGAUUUCAGUGGGGGAUGCUGUCCCAGUGUGGUACAACAUAAUCAAACAAGGUCUUAUCAAGGAACCGGUAUUUUCAUUUUGGCUUAACCGCAAUGUAGAUGAAGAAGCGGGUGGUGAAAUUGUGUUUGGUGGGGUUGAUCCAAACCACUACAAGGGCAAGCACACAUACGUUCCUGUAACGCAAAAAGGCUAUUGGCAGUUUGACAUGGGUGAUGUUCUUAUUGGUGACAAACCAACUGGAUAUUGUGCUGGCGGCUGUGCAGCGAUUGCAGACUCUGGAACUUCUUUGCUUGUAGGUCCAACGACUGUGAUUACCAUGAUAAACCAAGCAAUUGGAGCCUCUGGAGUGGUUAGCCAGGAGUGCAAGUCAGUGGUUCAACAAUAUGGGCAAACCAUAAUGGAUUUACUCAUAGCUCAGGCUCAACCACAGAUAAUCUGCUCCCAAAUUGGAUUGUGCACUUUUGAUGGUGCUCAUGGUGUUAGCAUGGGCAUUGAGAGUGUGGUGGAUGAGAGCAAUCGGAAAUCAUCUGGAAUUGUUCGUGAUGCUAUGUGCCCUGCUUGUGAGAUGGCAGUUGUGUGGAUGCAGAACCAAUUAAGGCAGAAUCAGACUCAAGAGCGCAUAUUGAACUAUGUUGAUCAGCUUUGUGAUCGAAUGCCAAACCCAAUGGGAGAAUCUGCUGUUGACUGUGGAAGUCUUUCUUCCAUGCCUACUGUUUCCUUCACUAUUGGCGGCAAAGUUUUUGACCUUGCCCCAGAAGAGGUACAAUCAUCCUUAUUUUCAUACAUCCUCAAGGUGGGUGAAGGCUCUGAAGCUCAGUGCAUCAGUGGCUUUACUGCCAUGGAUAUUCCUCCUCCUCGUGGGCCUCUCUGGAUUUUGGGAGAUGUCUUCAUGGGUCGCUACCACACCGUGUUUGAUUAUGGUAAAAUGAGAGUUGGGUUUGCAGAGGCGGCAUAAAAAGAUCUUACCAUGGGGACCUGAGUUUUUAAUGCGCAUUCGCUAUUGUGUUAUGUAUAACUCUAUAAAGAUGGUGGUAAUAUGAAAUCACUGGUCUCAGCCUAAAACCUAAAAUCGUUGUUGUGUUGCUUGUAAAUAUUGCCGUCCUUGCUCUGUUUUACCAACAUGGUAGAAAGUAGGAUUUGCUAUAGUCAAAGUUGUGAAACCAGGGAAGAAGUAUCAAUGGUCAAAGAUAUUUAUUAAUCAGUUC